AUGAGACAAGAGGCCCUGGUGAGACAAUUUCUGUCCAACUUUGCCGUCGAUGACAUAAUGCGAAGAACAGUUGAGCAGUGUCCCGCCGAUGUCAUUUUAGGACCAUCUGCCCGCAUCUUGGUGGAUCUCGAGUACGCCGACGAUGUAGUAAUAUUUACUUCAAGUAGCGCGAAGUUGCAGCAUAUUGAUAACCUUAUAUCGAAAUUAGCUGAAGCCUAUGGACUGCGACUCCGCCCAGAUAAGUACAAGCAAAUGUGGGUCUCUAGGAGGACGUCAACAAGAGUCGAAGUGAACGGAGAACCUAUCGAACUAGUGGAUGAGUUCUGUUAUUUGGGUUGUAUGCUGGAAACGAUGGCAGCUUCGAGAGAGAUAUUUAGCAAAGAUGCAUUAAAGCUAACUCGGCAUUCAACUGAUUGA
Messenger RNA from Necator americanus (New World hookworm), 417 nucleotides. RefSeq lists its product as uncharacterized. Bases 1 to 417 code for a protein of 138 amino acids. The transcript has a single exon. The record is from RefSeq and is a predicted model, not a curated record. NCBI's taxonomy places the organism in Eukaryota, Metazoa, Nematoda, Chromadorea, Rhabditida, Ancylostomatidae.